UGGGGAGCAAGUCUUGUUUGAGCGAAGCAGCCAGCGGAGCAGCCAGCUGCCGCGUGGCGGGUGAUGGUGGGAGCUUUUGAUGGCGACUUCUGUGGAUUACAGUGCCGCAGAUCAUGAAAGCCCCAGCUGCUACAACUUUUGGAGCCUGUUCGGCUGCGAAGAUGAGAAGCUCAAGCAGUUGAGAAUUGCCAGGAGGAGGGACAUGCUUCCCCCGUGGCGGGGUUUGCAGUCUCUCAACGCGGAGCAGUUUUACGAGGCCAAUGAAAGCCCAAGAGAAUUCAAGGAGUCGAAGCCCUGGAAUGCCGGCUUGUGCUGCCGCCGCAAAGCACGUGGGGCAGCACUGCUGGAGGAACCCAGGUCCCAGAAGGAGCCCUGGAUUUGGGCACCCCAAGCUGACGAGAAUGAGAUCGACUUGGAGUGGAAGAUCGUGGAACACGAGUUGGACUAUGAGUCCCUCUGCCGACUUCGAGCCUUCCGCGAGGUGGUGGCGCAAGCUGGCCUCGACUUCCAUGUGGCUUGCCGGAAGGCGCCGCACUCCAAACGGCCUGGCACCUUACUGCGCUUCCUGAGAGCUCGAAACUGGAACCAAGAGCUCUCACUGAAGCUGCUUCAGGAGGCCCUCGACUGGCGUCGAGACUAUCAACUGGAGGAGAAGCUUGAGGCCUGGCGCGCGGAAUGGCAAGCCCAGCAAUCGCGCCGGGUGCAGCUUUGGAGGAAGUAUGGCUACAUCAAGCAGAUCGGCUUGGAUCAUGAUGGCCUGCCCAUCCAUCUGCACCGGCUCUCGCAGUGUGACGCUGGUGGCUUGGCGCGUGAGGCGGGCGAUGAGGCCUUCCUGCUCUACCACUUGAUGAUCUUGGAAGACUGCUUUGAGGCGGCGCAGGAGCGAAUGCUGAAGAGUGGGAAGUUGAUCACGAAUUUCGUGGACGUCUACGACCAAGGCGACUACGGCCUGGUGGAUGGCUAUUUGCGGCGUGGGUAUAAGGCUUGGGAGCCUUACAAGAUGAUGAUUCCCAUCCUGGACAAGGUCUACCCGGAACGGGUGCGAGUGGCCUUCAUCCUGAGGUGCCCUGCCGUCUUCGCCAUCUUCUGGCGCCUAGUCGAGCCCUUCGUGCCGCCGGCCACGGUGAAGAAGAUCCGCAUCAAGGGCUACUCGGCCAAGAGCUAUGUUGGAGAGAUGAAGGAAUUCAUGGUGGAAUCUGUGAUCCCGCCAUUCUUAGGCAGCGAUGAUCGGGCCUUGCUGACCACCGCUGAGCCCUGGGGCGGCUGGGUGCCCAACGGAGGAUAGCCAUGCUUGGUCUGGGCCACUCGGCACAGUGUUCGGAAUCACGGAACUGGAAGGCACUUGCGGCGCGUGGCUCGGUUCCUGGGGCUGGAGGUCGAUGGGCUGAGCACUUGUGUCGCCGUUUCACUGCCGGGCGACACAAGGGUGAUGAAGAUGGAUACUUGAGGUG
Durusdinium trenchii is the source of this 1451-nucleotide messenger RNA. Lineage: Eukaryota; Dinophyceae; Suessiales; Symbiodiniaceae. The record is from the annotation of a GenBank genome assembly.